Molecule: messenger RNA, 1751 nt
Organism: Seriola dumerili (greater amberjack)
Lineage: Eukaryota; Metazoa; Chordata; Actinopteri; Carangiformes; Carangidae
Gene: cxcr5
Product: C-X-C motif chemokine receptor 5
Exons: 2
Coding region: 168-1283 (371 amino acids)
Biological process (GO): chemotaxis; G protein-coupled receptor signaling pathway; immune response
Cellular component (GO): membrane
Molecular function (GO): chemokine receptor activity
Source: RefSeq, a predicted model, not a curated record
UUUGCUCUGUUUUGACCUUUUUCUUUUAAAUGCACCCGGAGCUGCAACAAAACCCCCAGCAAAGAAAUCUGCGAAGCAAAUAUAAAAGAAGCAGCACUGACAGGAAGUAGAACACAUUUCAGCACACAGCAGUGUGAAAUACAUUCAAGUGACCAGGAAUUACCCACAUGGCUGUAACACACAUUUUUACAGAGUUUGAGAUGACAGACAUGGGAGACCCCGACAAUGAUACAGACUACAAUGUUUGGAACACAACAGACAAUCAGUCUGGCUUCUACUGUGAUGAAGACAACCUGGGCCUGCAGACCUUUGAUGCUGUGUUUCAGCCUGUGCUUCACAGCUUGAUCUUCCUGCUGGGUGUAGUAGGGAACGGCCUGAUGAUAACCGUCCUCCUGAGACGUUGGCGCCUCCUGCGCAUUACUGAGAUCUACCUACUGCACCUUGCCCUGGCUGACCUGAUGCUCCUUUUCACGUUUCCUUUCAGUUUGGCUGACAAAGCCUCUGGUUGGGUAUUUGGGGCGUUCCUCUGCAAACUGAUUGAGCUGAUGAAAAGUCUUAACCUCAUCUGUGGGAGUUUCCUUCUUGCUUGCAUUGGGUUUGAUCGGUAUUUGGCUAUUGUUCAUGCUAUUCCUAGCAUGCGAAGUCGACGUCCACGAAUAGUGCAACUAACAUGCAUUUUACUAUGGCUGGUCUGUUUGGCUUUAUCAAUGCCAAAUGUUGUGUUUCUUGCUGUAAAGGAGGCACACGCAAACACAUCCAGGCUCUCCUGUUUCUAUUAUAAUUAUGAAAUCAAUGCACAUAAUUGGGUUUUGACCAAAAGAGUCUUAGAUCACAUUUGCUUUUUCCUCCCUCUGGCUGUCAUGAGCUACUGCUACACAGCAUUGGUGGUUACUCUGUGCAACAGUCAGAAAAGCCAAGCAAAGCAAGGGGCCAUUCGACUGGCUUUAAUUGUCACUCUUGUCUUUUGCUUCUGUUGGCUCCCAUAUAAUAUCACCUUAGUGAUACAAACUAUGGCAGACCUGAAGGGUAUCUCAUUUGAUGACUGUAAAUCUUAUGACCUACUGCAAGUAGCCCUUGAUGUUACAAAGAGCCUGGGUUUGUCACACUGCUGCCUGAACCCUUUCCUGUAUGCCUUUGUUGGGGUGCAGUUUCGCAAUGAGUUAAUUCGGUUACUUUGUGAACUGGGCUGCAGACGUGUGUGUCUGCCUUUCAUCAGAGCUCAGGGUCACAGUCGACCAUCCUUUUCUGACGCCGCAACAACCACCAGCGCAGUCCUCAUCUAAUAAACUCUCAUACAAUGUGAGCUGUAACUAAAAUGCUUAUGUUCUGUUCUAUAUUUCACUUGUAAUGAUGAAAAAUGUUACUAUUUUAUCAGAAGUUCUGACAAUAUAUUACCCACUGCUAACUUGAUUGUAAGACGUUUUAUUAACCCAGUCAAGAAAAAAAAAUAUUGUUGUUGUAACCUGUUUUUGCUUGAAUUUUAGCAACUGCUGAUUGAAUGAAAUAAAGAUAUCAUAUAUAACACAACAACCAUGUCCCCUUGCCAGUGUUAUCAAACAACAGUAAUUGACAACACAAUAACCAAAACUAAACCACCUUAGAGAUCAGUAUUAUUCUAUUUUUAGACUUCUAUUAAAACACAGUUAUACAGAACAACUGCAAACAAUCACAAAUUGCAUCUUAUAUACAGCAAGUAUAUAUUAUAUUACACACACACACACACACACACACAUACAUAUACAUAUAUUAGA